ACACUGUUGUGUGUACCUCACGGUCCUCACUCCUCAGUCCUCAAGCCUACGGUUGUUAGGGUUAGGGUUUGGGUUUAGCCUCUUAACUCCGGAGAUUCUACUUCUCCUCCUUCACUCUCUUCCAAUGGACCCAACAAAGAAGCGUAAGCUCGAAGAGAACGGUGUCGUCCCCUCCACAGAAAACGACUCCUCCCACCCGAAACUCACCCCCGAAGACGUCCGCAAAAUAGUCGACCGCAUCGACAAGGACAAGCUCAUCGAUAUCGUGGCGGCCGCUGCUUCCCGCCACGCCGACGUUCUGGACGGCGUCAGAUCCCUCGCAGACUCCGAUGCCUCCCAGCGCAAGCUCUUCAUCCGCGGCCUCGGCUGGGAUACCACCAUGGAUGGCCUCCGCAGCCUCUUCUCCUCCUACGGCGAGCUCGAGGAGGCCGUCGUUAUCCUCGACAAGCAGACCGGUAAGUCUAAGGGAUACGGCUUCGUCACCUUCAAGCACGUAGACGGCGCGUUCCUCGCUCUCAAGGAGCCCAGCAAGCGGAUUGACGGUCGCGUGACCGUUACGCAGCUCGCCGCCGCAGGGAACUCUGGUAACAACGUAAACGCGAACUCAGCAGACGUGUCUAUGCGGAAGAUCUACGUCUGGGAGGUUCCGCACGACAUGUCUCCGGAUAAGCUGUUAUCCCACUUCUCGUCGUACGGGGAGAUCGAAGAGGGGCCUUUGGGGUUCGACAGGUUCACUGGGAAGUCGAAGGGUUUCGCGCUCUUCGUGUAUAAGACCGCCGAGGGAGCACAGAUGGCGUUGGCUAAUCCGGUGAAGUCGAUCGACGGGAGGCAGUUGAAUUGUAAAUUGGCGAACGCAGAUGGGAAGAAAGGAAAGCAAGGAGGGCCGCCCGGACAAGUCGGGCCAGAUGGUGUUCCGGGCCAACUUUCGGGUACUGGGAAUGACGGGAUGGGUAUGGGUAUGGGUAUGGGUAUGGGAAUGGGAAUGGGAAUGGCGCAGGGUCCGAUUCCAGGGUCGCAGUACGGCGGGCCAGGCUCAAUCGGCACGUAUGGAGCGUUUCCUGGUGCACCGCCGAUGGGGAAUCAUUCAAUGAACUCGUCCUCGUUGGGUGGGCCGGGGUUGUCUUCAGUUAAUAGCCAGGCGCCAUCGUCUUUGGGUGGGACUGCUGGCUAUGGUACUGGGCUAGCUGGGCCGUAUGGUGGGUAUGGGGGCAUUGGUGGGACUAGUGGGGGUUUGGGCGCUGGUGCUGCUGCGGGUGGGUCCUCUUCGUUGUAUAGAUUUCCGCCAGGUUCGGUGGGAAUGCCCUCUGGUGGGUAUCCGGACAGUGCGCAUUAUAGCUUGACGUCAUCGGCGGGGUAUCCGACUCAGCACCACCAGCCAGCCGGAACCUCGCCGGUGCCAAGGGUUCCACCUGGUGGAGGAAUGUACCCUAACGUACCGCAUUAUUUUUGAGGAAAGACAUGAGCCGUUUCUUUUAGUGGUGCCCAAAGAAGGUGUAUGAGAGCUUAUUCGGCGCUGAUGCUUUAUGUGGUUCUGGUGAUUGCGUUAUUGCAGAGUUUGAUGAAUGCAUUAGCUGUUCCUUUUCAGCCUCUCCGUCUUCACCUUUUGUAUUGUGGUUCUUUUGAGUGCUUGUAGUCAAGGCAACUGAGUUAGACUAGUUAUGUACUUCAAUCAGGAACCAUUGUGUCCAUCUUGGUUUUUUUAGUCAAUAAUAUAGUUUUAGUAACACAAGUAAUGAAACUAUGUUUUGCCUUCGUUAUUUGAGUGGAUGUUUGGUUUCAUAUAUUUCAGGUCAAGUUUUCCUGUCUUUUAUAUGGCUUCUCCUUGGUAUAUUUACUUCUUCAACCACUCUCUACAUAACUUAUAAAUGCAAGAAAAUAUUUUUUUAAUAGAUGCAAUUAUAAAAAAAUAAAUGUAUGGUAUGUUUGGUGGUGAAGAAGUCUGCAGGGGAAGGUUUAUUUACUUGCUUGAUGAAAGAGAAUAUGUUGUAUGGUGCAAUCAACCUCCUAGUGGGGAUUUCAGUGCUCCUUAUACAUGCUGUUUUGGCAGUUGUAUAUUUAAGAUGGUGUGCACUAUCUAUGUCGGAUUUUCUUUUAUCCCAGCUGUUAUGUUUUGUAGGUGAUUUUAUUUUUUAGGUUAGUUGUGUGGUACAUACACUGUUUCUAUUUCUGUCUAAGUUUGUCAUGUUCGUGCACAAUAUGGUUUGUUCGAGUUUAUAUUUGAAUUGUCCCACAAUUGUCUUGUGGGAUCAGAGAGCUCAUUUUGUAUGCCAGUGGUUAAUUAAAUUCUUUGCUUUUUGUGUUGGUUAUUGUGGAAGUUGUACUGUGCUAAAUGAAGGUGCCUGCUUUCGUGACCUUUUCAUUUGACUUUCUUGCAUUGGCUGUGGAACACCAUGCGAUCUGUAGUUGACACUUGUUAAGGGGAUGUUGUGAACUGAUCAAGAUGUGUUCCAGUCUCACAGAUUUUGUUCUGUGAUGACCUGGGUUCCUUGAGUGGCAGUUGGAGAUGUGUCGUGGUUACCAUUAUGUUUUUUUUUUCUUUUUUUCCACUCAAUAUUUUGAUCCUUCUACAUAUUACAUCAGAAAAAGGCUGCAUUGUGUUUUCAACCCAGAUCUUCACCACCUUCCAAAAUAAUCUGCGCUCUUGAAGGCAUGCUUUUCAAUUUGUGGUGUGAGCAGUGGCUGAUUGUUUUUAUUUAGCUUUGUAACUUGCUAGACCUGUCUGCUCCGUGAUUUUUUUUCAUUUUUCGUUGUAAUUUUCAUGAAUCCUUCUCUCUCUCACAUGUAGUUUGCCUUCCGACUAAGAUGCAUUUCGGAGAUGGUCUAUUUCCGUUUAUCUUGAAUUUCAAUAGUUACCAAGUUUAAAUUUACCAUUUUCGCUGAACUUCGAAAUCUAUUUCACAACUUCGUGAAGUUAGUCAUUGACUCAAGCCGUUUUGGCUGCUUUUCAUAAAAGAUUGUCUAAGUAUUGCAGCCUGGAUCACACUAGGAUUGUAAUAAGUUGGGUUGCCAAAUUGGGGGGCAUUUCUGUCCUGAAUUGUGUCGAGCAUGCUUAAAAUUAAGGUAUGGUAUUGAGGUACCUCUUAGGGUUUUGUUUACGAGCAUGCCAAAUUAGGAGAUUUCUUUGUCACGAGUAUGGAGAAUUUUGGAGACUGAAAUAGACCCCACUAUACCCUUUUUAGAGUUUUGGUACGAUUUGCACCCUCCAAUUAAGUGUGGUCUUGGAAGUAACUGUUAUUAUAAGGGAAAUACUCUAACCACAAAGAGAUUACACAAAAGUAAUCUCACAAAUUGACGUGACUUGAUGUGGUUUGUCAGAUUAUAAAGUUAUUUUUAUUGUAAAGUAGAUCUAACGGAUUAAAUAAAGUCACGUCAGUUUGUGGGAUUGUUUUUGUGUGAUUCUUUUGUGAAUGUAGCUGUACUCUGCAUAUUUCUUGCAAGAAGGUUGUUGACACCUCAUCAGUAAUCCUUGUUUAUUUUUAUAGAAUGCAUAUGAAACUGAACUUGCCUGGUAUUUAAUGGUAUGUAUAUGCAAAUGGAUAUAAACCUUCUAGGAAGUUGGCUGGACUAGACCAUGGGAAUUGUGUGACAUGGAACUGGUUGAGAUUAAAUUAGUGGCUGACUUCGUCUUUUGUUUCUUGGUUUCUUUUCCCCAUCCUGUCGACUUGUUUGGUGUGUAUGUGUUGCUUUUGUGUUUGGCUGGUAUGAGGCCGAAACUGGGGGGCCCGAGAUAAUUGUUGGAGCAUGGCUGGCCGAGAUGAGGCUGGAUGGAUGUGCAACCCUUGCCGCUGCAUAAUUACUGGAACCUGCGGCCGUUGCCAUUUUGUGUACGGUGGACUACAAUGUAUUUAAUAGCUACAAUUUUUUCCCAUUUCAAUUGAAAAAGAAAACCAUAUUAGAUACGGUUUACAUGUAAGUAGGCAAUGAAGUUGAAUCCGUGUAGAUACGGUUGCAUGUGUGAUUUCUCAA
This is a messenger RNA of Juglans regia (Persian walnut), 3966 nucleotides long. RefSeq names its product UBP1-associated protein 2C-like. The record is from RefSeq and is a predicted model, not a curated record. Gene Ontology annotation, molecular function: RNA binding. The transcript has 3 exons. Bases 125 to 1450 code for a protein of 441 amino acids. Lineage: Eukaryota; Viridiplantae; Streptophyta; Magnoliopsida; Fagales; Juglandaceae.